Molecule: messenger RNA, 8425 nt
Organism: Thunnus maccoyii (southern bluefin tuna)
Lineage: Eukaryota; Metazoa; Chordata; Actinopteri; Scombriformes; Scombridae
Product: unconventional myosin-VIIb-like
Exons: 51
Coding region: 689-7339 (2216 amino acids)
Cellular component (GO): cytoskeleton; myosin complex
Molecular function (GO): ATP binding; cytoskeletal motor activity; protein binding
Source: RefSeq, a predicted model, not a curated record
UAACAGACGUUUCACUGAAGGUUCGAAGUACAAGACAUAACCUGAUACAGAUAACUCACACUUAAGUUACACUUUAAUGAUAAUCUUCACCACUGACAGGAAGACCCAACUGAGACAUUACCACCUAAUCCCUACAGUUUACUAAAUAGGUGCGGUUUGAAUGAUAACAGCCACACUCAUGGGAGAGAUCACAUACCCCUUCAAUUCCCAGAGGAUUAGUUUAAUCACACAUUCACAUCUUUAUUGCAGUGACAGUCUGUGAGAAGCCCAGCCGAGUUUCUGACCUGAUUUAUACAACCAGGGUCCAAAGGCUGCACAUAAAUUCAUUACAACACACUGUUUGACUCUGGAAUCUACAGCAAGGUCAUUCAUAAAAACUAUUGUUUGACAUCAAUAUGUGAAUGACUUCCAAUGAUAUAAAAUAGUCUCUAAGUCUUAGCUGAACAUGACUGGAAUUGAUUGGAUUGAUAGGACUGUGUUGCAUCGAAUAGACCAACAUGGCCAAGAAGACUCCUCCUCGAUGACGAGACUGAUAUGCACCCCCUGCGUGACUGAUCACUUUGUCUUACUCCUCCUUUCUCAAUUAAAGGAGGAGUUCAAGACAAGCUCCAUGGUAAACUGAGUGAGGAAUUAAUGAAGAUCAUUGAUAAAAGGAUUGUUGGGGAAGAGGAAAGCUGCAAAUUUGGAGAUGCUGAGAAAGGGAGAGUGGGUGUGGGUGGACUCAGGCAUCGGGGUGCCCAUUGGAGCCAGGGUCAAAGUAACACCAUCUGGUCAGCGGUUUCUGGUGGACGAUGAGGGAAAGGAGCAGAGUCUGUCCCCGGAGCAGGAAGCCUCUCUCAAGAUCAUGCACCCUACAUCAGUGGAAGGGGUGGAUGACAUGAUCAAACUGGGAGACAUGACAGAGGCCGGCCUCCUCCGAAACCUGCUGCUCCGACACAAACAAGGAAAAAUCUACACCUACACAGGCUCAGUGUUGGUGGCAGUGAACCCAUACCAGGAUUUUCCCCUAUAUUCAGGCGACCAGGUGAAGUUGUAUCAUGGUCGAAAGCUUGGGGAACUCCCUCCACACAUCUUUGCCAUAGCUGAAUCCUGCCACUCUAACAUGACGCGCAACCUCAGGAACCAGUGCUGCAUCAUCAGUGGGGAGUCAGGAGCGGGGAAGACGGAGAGCACCAAGCUGAUCUUGCAGUACUUAGCAGCAGUCAGUGGUGAGCUCUCUGAACAGCGGAUCGAACAGCAGAUCCUGGAGUCUAACCCAAUACUAGAAGCUUUUGGAAACGCUAAAACAAUCCGCAAUGACAAUUCCAGUCGCUUUGGGAAAUAUUUGGAGAUCUUCUUCAAUAAGGACGGAGUGAUUGAAGGUGCUCGGGUGGAGCAGUACCUUCUGGAGAAGUCUCGUGUCUGCCAUCAGGCCCCAGAGGAGAGAAACUACCACAUGUUUUACUGCAUGCUGGCAGGAAUUACAGCAGAGGAGAAGAAAACUCUGAGCCUCAAAGAUGCCAAAGAAUACAAGUUCCUCACCAAGGGUGACUGUAUCAAGUGUGAAGUCAGGGACGAUGCCAAAGACUACAACCGUAUUCGUUCUGCUAUGAAAAUCCUGACCUUCUCAGAAAGCCAUUGUCAGGAAAUCUUCAAGCUGCUGGCAGCCAUAUUACACCUGGGAAACAUCUGCUUCGAGGCCAACACACAAAAUAACUUGGACACCAGUGAUGUCAGCAAGUCAGAAAACUUCAGCAUCGCAGCGUCACUACUGGAGGUACAGAAGUCCUCUCUGGCGAACAGUUUGACCCAUCGUUCCUUCAUGACCAACAGAGAGUUGGUGACCAAACACCUCAGCUCCGAACAGGCAGCUGACUGUAGAGACGCCCUCGUCAAGGCGAUCUACAACAAGCUGUUCAUAUGGAUCGUUCAAAAAAUCAACCACGUCACCUAUAAGAAGCUGAACAAGAACCCCAAAUCCACCUUCCUGUCCAUCGGUCUGCUCGACAUAUUUGGCUUUGAGAACUUCCAAACAAACAGUUUUGAGCAGCUGUGCAUAAACUUUGCCAACGAGAAGCUGCAGCAGUUCUUCGUGGGCCACAUCUUCAAGCUGGAGCAGGAGGAAUAUCUGAAAGAGGACAUCUUGUGGAAUAACCUCAAAUUUAAUGACAACCAGAAUGUCCUGGACCUUCUGGCGGGGAAACCCUGUAACCUGCUGGCUCUGAUUGAUGAGGAGAGCCAAUUCCCAAAGGGCACGGACUCCACUUUGCUGAGCAAGAUGAAUCAGCAACACAGCGGAAACAAGACCUACAUCGCCUCAAAGAGUGAACAUGAAACAGACUUUGGGAUUCACCACUUUGCAGGCGUGGUUCACUACGACUCCACAGGGUUCCUGGAGAAGAACAAAGACGCUGUCAGUUCUGACCUAAUCAAGAUGGUUGAAAUGUCCACCAAUAAGCUGCUUCGUCAGAUAUUUGAGUCUGAGUUUUCAACAAAUGGAGUGAAGUUGACUAACAAGAAGAUCGUCAUUACACCCAAGAGCUCUCUACGGGCCCAGACUGAAAAACGGAAACAAGUGCCGACGCUGAGCGGUCAGUUCCGUCAGUCUCUGGACUCCCUCAUGAAGACUCUGUCCUUCAGCCAGCCCUACUUUAUCCGCUGCUUCAAACCCAACAAUGACAAGCGGAGUGAGGUGUUUGACAGAGAGCUGUGUAUGCGUCAGCUGAAAUACUCUGGCAUGAUGGACACCAUCCGUAUCCGGAAUCUGGGAUAUCCCAUUCGCCACACCUUUGAGGAAUUCUUGAUGCGCUACAGGGUGCUCCUGAGGACGACUGUCUGUGACCCCAAAACUGCGAAAACUGUUGCGUGUUGUGAAGCCAUCUGCAAUUUAGUGAUUGAAGGAGAGGACAAGUGGAAAAUAGGCAAGACCAAGAUUUUCCUGAAGGAUGCCCAUGAUGCUCUCCUGGAACGACUGAGGGAACAAGAACUCAGCAGGGUAGCUCUUGUGAUCCAGAGGGUCAUGAUGGGAUACAAAGACAGAAAGUCUUUUGUGCAGAAGCGGAGGGCAGCUGUGGUGUUGCAGAAGCGCUGGAGAGCUUACAGGGAGGAGAAAGUGCAAAGAAAGAUCCGUGGUGGCUUUGAACGGCUGGUGUCUAAGAUCCGUAGUCGAAGGCUCCGGUUACAGUACCUAAGACAGCGAGCAGCAGCUCUCACCAUACAGACCCAGGUAAGAGGCUACAAGGCGAGGAAGGACUGGAAGCAAAAGAGAGAGGCAGUCAUACUGCUGCAGGCUUACACCAGAGGAUUCCUGGCCAGAAGAUUAACUGACAGGAUAAAGAGCGAUGAGCAAAUGGCCCUGGACCUUAAGCAGCAACUGGAAGAUGUUAUUGCCCAGUCAGAGCAAGCUAUCAAGGAGUCUGAGUCAAUCAGUGAACAGGACAUGGGGGAUAACGCGUUUGGUCUCCGGUCUAUAACUGCUGUGGAAAUGGUGGAACAAAAAGCCUCAGAAUCAGAUGAAUCUGAGAUGGGGCAGAACAUGCCAGAGUCGAUGGAGGAAAUCUCUGGCGAGACCUCAGAGCCGGAGUCAGAAAUCAACCUCCUAGCCCCGUCCCCAUCCCCACCCCCGUCCCCGUCCCCGUCCCCGCCCCCAUCCCCGUCCCUGUCUCCAUCCCCAGACCCAGACCCAGCCCCAGCCCUAGCCCUGGCUCUGGCCAGGGCCCGGGCUCCAGCCCCAGCCCCAGGCCCAGCCUCAGCCCUGACUCCGGCCCGGGCCCGGGCUCCAGCCCCAGCCCCAGGCCCAGCCCCAGGCCCAGCCCAAGCCCUAGGCUCAGACUCAGCCCUGACCUCAACCGCAACAACCCCAACCCCAUCACUGGACGAGGAUGAUGAUGAGUUUGAUGACGGCAGUGACGAGUGUUCGUUCUAUAGGUUCAGUAUCCUUCACUUCCAGAGCAACACUAGCCACACGCACAUCAACCAGAGACUCAAGCUGUCUCUUCUGCCCCAUGACGAUGAGGGGGACGCACUGGCGUGUCUGACCAUCUGGUGGAUUAUACUGCGCUUCAUGGAGGACAUACCAGAACCAAAAUCUGUGGACUCAGUAUCUCAAGCAUCCAGCACCAUCUCCCGCCAGGUGCCUCAUAGGUACGGCAGGAGGCUGAGCAACCUGGUGGGACUCGACCAGAAAAUACUGAGGAAGAAGAAGAAGGACGGAAACAGAAGAGCUUCUACUAUUCCUGAGGAGCCAGAGGACCUAACAGAGGACCAGGACGUUUUGAUCGGAGAGGGUCCGACACUGGACCGGCCACUUUCAGCCCUGGAAAAACUGCACAUUAUCGUUGGAUACGCUCUAUCAAGACGAGGGAUAAGGGAUGAGAUUUACUGUCAGAUCUGCAAGCAGCUGGUGAAUAAUAAGAGCAGAAAAAGCGUCAUGCUAGGCUGGACCCUUCUCUCCCUCUGUCUUGGGAUCUUCCCCCCAACAGACUUCUUGAUGAAGUAUUUGGAGGCCUUCGUCCGCAGAGGCCCUAGUGGCUAUGGAGAAUAUUGCACUGAACGCCUGCGUCGUAUCAUAGCUAAUGGAGAGAGAAAUGAGCUGCCCUGUUGGAUUGAGAUGCAGGCUGCCAAGACAAAGGAGCCCAUAGACGUGUCUAUGACUCUGAUGGAUGACCAUACUAUUAGUCUGCCCCUGGACUCUGCCUCCACCUCUGCUGAAGUCUGCCAAGCUGUGGCUGACAAGAUUAAUCUUCAAGAUACAUAUGGAUUCUCCCUCUACAUCAGCCUCUUUGAUAAGAUGUGGUCUCUGGGCAGCUGUGGGAAGCAUGUGUUGGAUGCGGUGUCUCAGUGCGAGCAGGAGAUGAGGAGACAGGGCAAGGAUGAGAAGAACACCCCAUGGAAGCUCUCCAUCCGCAAGGAAAUGUUCACACCCUGGCAUGACUGCUCAGUGGACCCAAUCAGCACAGAUCUAAUCUACAGGCAGGUCAUCAAGGGUAUCAAGUUGGGAGAGUACACCAGUGAAAAGGAGGAUGACUAUGUCCAGCUGGCAGCAAAGCACUAUUACAUCAAGUUUGGCUCUGCAUACAACAAAGAGAACGUCCAGAAGGUGGUUGAGGAGUGCAUCGCCACGCCACUAAUUGAGAAAAAAUCUAUGGGAAAAUGGAUCCAACUCAUCAGCUCAGCGCACUUACAGGGUCCUUACAUCAAUGGGACAACGAGCAAAGAGAGUGUAAAAGGAGAAAUAGUCGACAUCACCAGAGAGAAAUGGCCCCUCGACUUCUCCAGGUUUUAUGAGGUUACAAUGCUAUCAGGACCUCCUUUGCCCAAAAACAGGUUUGUUGCGGCUGUAAACACAACUGGCAUCUUCUUCAUGGAAGGAAGAGACAGGAGACUCCUUGAGCUUCCUUACGUAGAGGUAAAGGAAGUCCACAGCGUGAGUGACUCCACUGCCCAUUCUGUGAGUUUGGCCACAGUCCGCGGAGAUUUUGUCCUGAAGUGUGAUGAAGCUGUUCAUAUGGCUGCACUUAUAGAGAAAAACCUUGAUGGGCUGAGAGAGCGCUCAGUGUUUGCGCUGGUGCAGCAGGACACCAAUAAACCAGAUGACCCCAUGUUCGUGGUUUGUAAGCGAGGGGACCUGUUGCUGGUAGAGAAAGAUGAGGAAUGUUCCCCUGAUGAGAGCUGGCUCAAAGUAACUAACCAGCGGACCAGUAGCAGCGGUGCUGUCUAUAAGGACACAGUGCAGUUUCUGCCGACUCUCACCAGGCCCAAUGACGAAACGCUGGAUCUGCUCAGUGUGGGUCAAAAGAAACCUGCCGCACAUAACGCCCCACAGAGAGACGAAACAGUGGCUCCAGUCUCUUUAAAAGAGUUUGCACUUGAGAACUUCAGGCCUCCAGGUAAAGAAGUGGGUAAGCUCGGUGCAUCCAAAGGGAUCGGCAGGGAGAAGCUGUGGGCUUGUUCCAGAGAACCUAUCAAACAGCCGCUGAUGAGGAGCCUGUUACGCAACUCUGACCUUAGCUCCAUGGCCUGCAACGCCUUCACUGCUAUCAUGAAGUACAUGGGCGAUUACCCCAUCAAAAAUGUUCGCAGUCCUAUAGAGCUGACUGACCAGAUCUUCGGUCCAGCCACCUUACAUGAAGUUCUGCAGGAUGAGAUCUAUUGCCAGAUUAUGAGACAGAUGAGCAGCAACAGUAACAGGUUGAGCAUGGAGCGCGGGUGGCAGCUGCUGUGGCUGUGUUCAGGCUUGUUCCCGCCCAGUCCGAAUUUGAUGAUACACGCUAAGCGUUUCCUGCAGUCACGGCCCAGAGACACGCUGUCUGCUGGCUGUCUGCAAAGGCUGCAGGAUAUGGUCAGUAAGGAACCCAGGAAGCUUCCUCCCCAUCAGGCAGAAGUGGAUGCCAUCCAACAGAACAGCACUCAGAUCUUCCAUAAAAUCCACCUCCCAAAUGACUCGAAUGAUAUAUACGAGGUGACAUCGACAACCACAAUUAAAGAUCUGUGCUGCACUAUUGCCUCCGAGCUCAGACUGAGCUCAGCCGAUGGAUACGGCCUCUACCUGAAAACGCCAAACAAGGUCCAGAGUUUGGAGGAUGAGAAAUAUUUCUUCGACAGUUUAAGGCAGACUUCCGACACUCCAAAGAAAGCAAAAAAAGUGAAAGAUGUCAACGCAGCCAACAUGAACUACCUGGUGAUCAUGAAGAGGAAGCUCUGGUUCAAUGUGAGCCCGGGGAAAGACCUGGUUGCAGACCUGACCUUCCAUUUCCCACAGGAACUGCCUAGGUACCUGCGGGGAUACCACAAUUGCACCAAAGAGGACAUGAUCACCCUGGGUGGGCUGCUCUUCAGAGCUGAAGUGGAUUCGGACAGGACACAGUUUGUCAUGAUCCCCAAGAUGCUGAGGGAUCUUGUUCCUGCUGACCAGAUAAAAAUCAUGUCCUCUGAAGAGUGGAAGAAGAACAUCAUCUCCUCCUACAACAAGCAGAGUGGCAUGACGGUGCAGGAGGCCAAAAUCGCCUUCCUGCAAGCCAUCUCAAGCUGGCCAACCUUCGGCUGCUCCUUCUUUGAAGUUAAACAAACGUGUGAAUCUAGCUACCCAACGAUAGUUUUGAUUAUCAUCAGCAAGCAAGGUGUCAGCUUAACAGACCCAAAGACAAAGGAGGUGCUGGUCAUGCACCCGUUCAGCCGCAUCACAGACUACUGCAGCGAAGGCAACUUCUUCGAGAUGACCAUCGGCACCUUAAUUAGGGGCUACACCUUCGUCUGUGAAACCUCACAGGCUUUCACAAUGGAGGACCUUCUUAGAUCGUACGUCAGCAUGUAUGAGAGACAGAGGACGACCUUUCGACCAAGAAACCACAUGUUCUCCUGAAGCUUCAAGGGAAAAAGGAUAGACUGAACUGCUGUAAUUAAUAUCUCAUGAUCAAUGUCUUUACAUCAACAUAGCUGUGUGCAAAUGUAUCCAUAACACUAACCCUAACUCUGUUCACUACGUUCCCUUUAUUCUUUCCAUUUUCUUAUUUUGCAUUAUUAUAAUUCAUUAAUUCCUGGGAGUUAUUUUUUCCUUUAUCUAACCGUAACAAGAAGGUUGCAUAUUGUCAUGUUUCAUCGUCUUAAUCACAAUGACAUUAAACUUAAACAUGUCCAUCCGAGUCAUUUAUCUUGAGAUAUUUAACAGUGAUUUAUUAUUCACAGGAGCUGACACAUUUUACUAUUGCCUAAUUAUUGUGUCAUUAAGCUACAUUAAGCCCUUGUUUUUGCCUUAAUUUUGUUAUAUAUUUUAAUAUACUGAUUUUACUAUAACUGAUUUUUAUUACACAUUUCAAGUCUCAUAGUUUUCAUCUUGUAAAAAAAAUCUAAAUUGAUCCCCUGAUUUAUAACAUAAAACACGACUGUAUUCCAUUUAGCUGUGCCAGUUCCAGGCACUGGUGCAAGCUUGCUGGCUUACUGGGACACCAAAAUGGAAUGGAGAUGUAAUUAAUUUGAUUAGUUACACCUGUGCUUUGCCCGCUAUGACAAGUCAAACUGUCUGCUGUGCAAAGGACUUUUAAAGGUGUGUUGAUAGUGGAUAUGAAAAUAGUAAAACAUUAAGGAUUACAUAUUCUUUGAGGCAUGGGAAAAUUUACAGGUAACAUUUAAUUAACUACUGUAUAUAUCAUACAUAUGUUUUGGUAUGGUGCAUUCCUGCAAGGGUGAGGUUCAAUUUCCCAAUUUUUAUCCCAAAUUUUUUGGGGUUGGGAUAUAUAUUUAUUUAAAAUCCAGAACUGCAGACUUUAGUGCUUCUUGGAAAUGACAAAAUCAUUUUCUAACUACUGCAACAUAAAGUUUAAAAGAGUGUAACAGAAAGCAUUGUCUACUUUUUUUUGUUGAAAGUGUUACAUCUCUAAAGCUUGAUGUGUUGGAGUGGAGUGUUGAUUUGUGAUUUAUUCUUACAAAAAAAAUAAAACUGUGUGUUCAA